This is a messenger RNA of Cynara cardunculus var. scolymus (artichoke), 1478 nucleotides long. Its product is annotated as anthocyanidin 3-O-glucosyltransferase-like. NCBI's taxonomy places the organism in Eukaryota, Viridiplantae, Streptophyta, Magnoliopsida, Asterales, Asteraceae. The record is from RefSeq and is a predicted model, not a curated record. The coding region runs from base 28 to 1431 and encodes 467 amino acids. Gene Ontology annotation, molecular function: UDP-glycosyltransferase activity. The transcript has a single exon.
AAGAGAUCGACUUUUUGAUCGAGAAACAUGUCGAUGGCCGGAAAAAAUGGCGACCUUCAUCUGGUUAUGUUUCCUUUCUUGGCAUUUGGUCACAUUAGUCCCUUUGUUCAGCUUUCAAAUAAGCUAUCCUCCUAUCCCGGUGUCAAGAUUUCUUUCUUAACCGCCGCCGCCAAUGUCCGCCGUGUGGAAUCCAUGCUCAACCCCACCACUGAAAUCAUCUCUUUCACUCUGCCGCCGGUCGCCGGCCUCCCUCCAGGGGUGGAAAGCACCUCCGACACCUCCCCAGCCACCGUCGAACUCCUGAAAGUUGCUUUAGAUCUCACGCAACCACAGAUCAAGGCGUUGUUAACAGACCUUAAACCUCAUUUCGUUUUCUUCGACUUUGCACAAUCUUGGUUGCCACCAAUGGCGUCUGAUCUCGGCAUCAAAUCCAUAUAUUUUUCAGUUUUUUUGACGAUUUCCACCGCGUUUAUGAUUGUUCCGUCGUGGCUCCGCCACCAUACGACACCACCAACUAUCGAAGAAAUCAAGAGACCACCACCUGGGCUCCCAGCAACCAUCAAUCCCAAGACUUUCGAAGUUCGAGAUUUUCAGUACGUAUUCAAAAGCUUCCAUGGCACUCCAAGUGUAUUCAACCGUUUGAUGAAAUGCUUCAAUGAAUGCGACGCCAUACUCAUCAAAUCAUGUACAGAAAUGGAAGGACCCUACAUUGAUUACGUCAGCAACCAGCUCGGAAAACAAAUUCUCCUCGUCGGUCCGGUGGUUCCUGAACCACAUUCCGGCGAACUAGAAGAGAAAUGGUCCAACUGGUUAAACCACUUCCCACCCAAAUCGGUAAUAUAUUGUUCUUUCGGAAGUGAAACCUUUUUAACCGACGAUCAGAUUAACGAACUAUCUUUAGGGUUGGAACUCGCCGGAUUUCCAUUCUUCCUCGUUUUAAAUUUUCCGGCGAACCUCGAUGGCUCUGCAGAACUGAAACGAACACUUCCAGAAGGGUUUCUGGAGAGGAUAAAGGAUAGAGGGGUGGUUCACUCAGGGUGGGUGCAACAACGACACAUCUUGGCGCACGAUAGCGUAGGGUGCUAUGUCUGCCAUGCCGGUUACAGCUCAGUGGUUGAAGGUCUGGUUAACGACUGUCAGCUGGUGAUGCUGCCAUUGAAGGGCGAUCAGUUGGUGAACUCGAAAUUAAUGGCGUUUGAUUUGAGGGUUGGUGUGGAAGUAAAUCGGAGAGAUGAAGAUGGGUAUUUUGGGAAAGAAGAUAUUAGUGAAGGUGUGAGGAGAGUUAUGGCGGAUGUUGAAGAUGAAGAAGGUGAAUCCAUAAGAGAGAAUCACAAGAAAUGGAAGGAGUUUUUGAAGAAUAAUGAGAUACAGAGUAAUUAUAUCAGAGAUUUGGUGGAGAAGAUGAAGGUUCUUUCUGGGAAAAUCACUUAAAUUAGUUUUUAAUUAUCGUUUAUAUGUUUUAAUUAUCGUUUUUAUGU